UAAAGGAAAACACGCAAUGCGGCGCACUUGCGAACACGGCGUCGUCAUUGUGCGUUGUUAGGGCGUAACAGCCAUGCUGGUCUGACCACAAGUUCCUCGAGCAGAUUAGUAUGGGGAGCCGGCUACUCAUCCUACUGUUUGUGUUAUGCACUACGAAUGCAAUUGACAACAACUUGUUCCCGAGGCGCCGAUUGGCGCCUGCAUCCGUGUGUGACAGCCCCGUGUGUAAAGCGAGAGCUGAAUUGAUUUUGGCAUCUAUAAACAGUAGCAGUGACCCUUGCGAGGAUUUUUACGCCUACGUUUGCAAUGGCUGGAAAGAUACUCACCCUAUUCCUGAAGACUCACCAUUCGCAAGUUCCUUUGUGGAGGUAGCGUCGAACGUGAAGCAGGACCUAAGAGAAAUUUUGGAAAGCCUUCCUGUUGUGCCUGAAGCCAGGACCGCCAGGGAAAAAGCAGCGGUCGCAUAUCAAGCAUGCAUGAAAAGCGGAAACGACGAAAUAGAAAGUCUUAGUGCCGUGAAAGCGAGUGCUGGAAUCGUAUGGACUGGGGCGAUGGCCAAUUCUGGACGACGAAGAUAUUGAUGACCUUGGAAAGCUUGAAGACGUGAUAAAGAUGACUGGGCUACCAUCUGUGUUUGCAGUCGAUGUCGCCAAGGACAUGGACGACUUGACACACCACAUCCUUCAGCUGGGCCAGAAAAACGACAAUAGCCUCGAAGCUUUCACACGCGGUUCCAUGAACCCUGCGAGUACCUUGGCCGAUGCGUUCUUCGGUGUGACGAAAACAGCGGCGAGACUGCUGAGACCAAAUGCCACCGAAGACCAGCUGGAGACGUACGUCAACAAGACACUGUCAUUCAUGGCAGAUCUGCGCAUGGUGCAACAGUCGUCGGAAGAGACACGCCAAGCAAGAAAUAAUUAUCGAAAGGCCACCAUAGAAGAAUUUCAGAGAGAAAUUUUCGGUCUUGAUCUGUUCAAAGUCAUCGAGAAUGAAUUCGACAAAGUAAACAUUACAAUUUCCAAGGAAGAAAAAAUUGUCGUUAACGCCAUUCAACACGUGAACGCCACCGUGCAAGUUUACCUCCAAGCAGACCUUGACACUGUGUACAACUACAUCGGUUUCACGAAGGCCGCCGAGCUUCUUCAGCUUGCAUCCAAGGAGUUUGCGGCACUGGUUGCACGCCUGCGCCAGAUCGUGAUGGGUGUCCAUGAAGCACCGCUCUGGAAGCAAUGUGUCACUCACGUGGAGCGAAUUAUGACGGACACCGUCGGGCGACUGUACACGGAGCGCCGACUGACAAAGGAAGCGAAAGAUGAGGUGCAGAGGAUAGUGCGAGAAAUAGGCUUGUCUUAUUACGAUCGACUGCAACACAUUGACUGGAUGGAUCGCCAAACGCGACGACAAGCCAGAGAAAAAUUGUGGAAAAUGACCUCUAAGGUUGCUUAUCCUGAGAAUUUCCUCAACGAUGAGUAUAUCAACAGCAAGUACCAAGAGGUUGGAAUUGUCAGCAAUGACGAAGACUUUGUAGAGAUCUCCAAUAAAUUUCAGCAAGCAGCUUACAUGAAAAUGCUGCGGCGACUUCGGCAGCGAAUCCACAAAACAGAUGAAUGGAGCAUUGGUGCUGCAGAAGAUGCAAAUGCGUACUACGCUCCUGAGACAAAUGAAAUAGUCCUACCAGGAGGAAUACUUCGUGAACCGUUCUUCCAAGAAGGCCUUCCAGAGUAUGUGAACCUUGGAGCAAUUGGUUCUAUCAUUGGCCAUGAAAUAACACACGGCUAUGAUGACCAAGGUGCUCAGUACGAUGGUGAAGGACGCAUUGUUGACUGGUGGAGCAACAAAACGCAGCAGAAUUUCAACGAAAAGAAGGAAUGUUUCAUCAAGCAGUACGGAAGCUUGGUCAAUCCGGUCAACAACGAGACGGUCCACGGAGAGAACACUGUGGGAGAAAAUAUAGCGGACAACGGAGGAGUACGCGUCGCCUUUGCGACUUACCAGCGUAUGUCACAGUCUACUGGCGAGGAAGUCAUGCCAGGCCUUGAGAACUUUUCUCCAGAACAGAUUUUCUUCAUAUCCUAUGCACUGGUGUGGUGUUCAUCCGAGCGCACCGAAGCGAAUUCAAUAAUAAUGACAGAUGUUCACAGUCCCAGCAACUACAGAGUGAACAUACCGCUGCGGAACUUCGACAAAUUUUCAUCGGCGUUCGACUGUCGACAAGGAACAUCAAUGCACACACCGCACCAAGAAAAGUGUGUUUUGUGGUAGCGCCACAAUUUUAACCGUCAUCAAGUUGCAGAUGAAUGUUCUGGCACUGCAUUGAAAAAAAGUACGCCUCGUUAUAGAACCUCCUGUUUCUCAUUCAUACUUUUUCUGCCACGUUACUGCUAGCUGUGGUAGUGACGUGAUUCACUGAUU
Messenger RNA from Dermacentor silvarum, 2412 nucleotides. Its product is annotated as neprilysin-1-like. Gene Ontology annotation, biological process: protein processing. The transcript has 21 exons. Gene Ontology annotation, cellular component: plasma membrane. Gene Ontology annotation, molecular function: metalloendopeptidase activity. Bases 613 to 2262 code for a protein of 549 amino acids. Lineage: Eukaryota; Metazoa; Arthropoda; Arachnida; Ixodida; Ixodidae. The record is from RefSeq and is a predicted model, not a curated record.